AUGGGUGCUGCAGACCGAGUAACCGUGCCAAGCCCAACAAGUCGCUGCUCAGUGCCUCCCGGCCCAGCGCCAGCGCUUUGGGGCGGAGCCAGGGCCUCGUCUCCCCCGCCCCCGGCGCGCCUCUCUGGCCCCACCCCCUCGCGCCUACGGAACCCCAAGAGAGACAUACAGUUCCCCUCUUCGCCUUUGCCCUGCGUACUGCUCACGCGAGACUUGGACAGGGCAGUGGGGCGGGAAGAGAAUCGGAAACACAACAAACAUGGCGGCGGCAGCGGCUGCGACGGUGACGAAGACAGCGGCGGCGGCGGCGUUGGCGACGGCAGCGGCGUUAAACAAGGCAGUGGGAGUUACUCGGUGCGGUGGUCAGGUGGCAUAACACAUUGUAAACUUCGAAAGAAAAAAGAAGAAAAGGAUAAAGCAAAGAUGGGUGAAAAGAAACCAGAGCCUUUGGACUUCGUGAAAGAUUUCCAGGAAUAUCUGACUCAGCAGACUCAUCAUGUGAACAUGAUUUCUGGCUCAGUUAGUGGGGACAAAGAAGCAGAGGCUCUUCAGGGAGCUGGAACAGACGGUGAUCAGAAUGGACUUGAUCACCCAUCUGUUGAAGUUUCCCUGGAUGAAAACUCAGGAAUGUUAGUAGACGGGUUUGAAAGGACCUUUGAUGGAAAGCUCAAGUGUCGGUACUGCAACUAUGCCAGCAAAGGAACAGCCCGGCUUAUCGAACAUAUUAGAAUCCAUACAGGUGAGAAACCUCAUAGAUGUCACUUAUGUCCAUUCGCAUCUGCUUAUGAGCGUCAUCUGGAAGCCCACAUGCGUUCCCAUACAGGAGAAAAACCAUACAAAUGUGAAUUAUGUUCCUUCCGCUGCAGUGAUCGAAGUAACCUGUCCCAUCAUCGAAGGCGCAAGCAUAAAAUGGUACCAAUUAAAGGUACUAGGUCUUCCUUAAGCAGCAAGAAAAUGUGGGGAGUUUUACAGAAGAAAACAAGCAAUCUGGGCUAUAGCAGAAGAGCAUUAAUCAACUUAAGUCCACCUUCCAUGGUGGUUCAGAAGCCAGACUACCUUAACGAUUUUACCCAUGAAAUCCCAAAUAUCCAGACUGACUCCUAUGAAAGUAUGGCAAAAACCACAUCAGCUGGUGGCCUACCAAGGGACCCCCAAGAACUCAUGGUUGACAACCCUUUAAAUCAGCUCUCAACUCUGGCAGGACAGUUGUCUAGUUUGCCACCGGAAAACCAAAACCCUGCAUCUCCUGAUGUAGUUCCCUGCCCCGAUGAGAAGCCUUUCAUGAUGCAGCAGCCCUCUGCCCAAGCAGUGGUUGCUGCCGUGUCAGCAAGUAUCCCUCAGAGCUCCUCUCCCACAAGCCCUGAACCUCGGCCGUCACAUAGUCAGAGGAACUACAGUCCAGUGGCGGGUCCGAGCAGUGAACCAAGUGCCCACACGAGUACUCCCAGCAUAGGAAACAGCCAGCCGAGCACUCCAGCUCCGACCCUGCCGGUCCAGGACCCGCAGCUUCUGCACCACUGCCAGCACUGUGAUAUGUACUUUGCCGACAAUAUCCUUUACACUAUUCAUAUGGGAUGUCAUGGGUAUGAAAAUCCUUUUCAGUGUAACAUAUGUGGUUGCAAAUGUAAAAACAAGUAUGAUUUUGCCUGUCAUUUUGCAAGGGGACAGCAUAACCAACACUGAUUGAAACUAAUCACAUUAUGCUUUACUUGGUUUUACCAUUUUGUGUUUUAUAGUUUUGUUUAUUGGGUUUUUUUGGGGGGGGGUCAUUCUAAUAAGGUGUCUGCUAAUUUAAAGUCUAUAUAUUUAUAGAAAAGUUUGACAGUGGAAACAAAUUUUUUUUUUCUAUAAAUAUCUGGUCAGGUUCAUUUAUGUAUUAGAGCAGUGAGACACGCCGGAGUCUGUUUUCUUCCUUUCACUUAGACGGUUGAGAACUGGAGUGCAGUCGUAACCCUAACAGGUAUCAUUUAAAUUCCCCGUGCUUGUGGUCCGUAAACACUUCAGAGCUUACUGAUACUUGGUAUUCAACAUACACAUCACAGCUAGAUAUUAUUUCUGCCAUAUUUCAACAUGGUUGAAUUACCGUCUCUUACAAAGUCUGUCAUAAACAGUUGAUUUCAGUGUUUGGUAGAGGAAUUGCCCUUAACCCCGUUCUCUGUCAACAUGCUGUUUUGUUUACAUUGCGGAAUGUUUGCAGUACAUUCCUUUCACCUGAUGAUCACAGAGCUAUUUAGGGUAGCAGAUCCUUUUUUUUUUUCCCCAUAAGGGGAAAUGUAAAACAGGUCAUUCUUUUUAAAUUCAAGUUACAAAAAUAUGAGGUAAAAGUUCUGAAGAGAAAUGAAACCUAAAUGGAAUGGGUUUAAUACUUAAAAUACCUGUUUAUUUAAUUUCUAAUUUAAAUAUGUGUCAAGUUUUCCAUUGGAUUCUUUUUAUUCUGACUUCUUGUAAAAACCACAUGAGAAUGCUAGAAACAUCA
This is a messenger RNA of Lontra canadensis (Northern American river otter), 2476 nucleotides long. It is a transcript of the gene IKZF5, whose product is annotated as IKAROS family zinc finger 5. The record is from RefSeq and is a predicted model, not a curated record. Gene Ontology annotation, molecular function: RNA polymerase II cis-regulatory region sequence-specific DNA binding; DNA-binding transcription factor activity. NCBI's taxonomy places the organism in Eukaryota, Metazoa, Chordata, Mammalia, Carnivora, Mustelidae. Gene Ontology annotation, biological process: regulation of transcription by RNA polymerase II.